Messenger RNA from Phascolarctos cinereus (koala), 1624 nucleotides. The record is from RefSeq and is a predicted model, not a curated record. Lineage: Eukaryota; Metazoa; Chordata; Mammalia; Diprotodontia; Phascolarctidae.
UUUUCAGUCUUCAAAAGUUCCUGGGUUUGAGGUAGGAAGGUGAGAAAGCAGAUUUUUACUGAUUGAAAAAAAUGUACUUUAAAAUGAACCAAAGGGGCCAGAAAGCGCUGGGACUGGAGCCCCAAGAGCUCAGGCACUGGGCUCAGAGGCUCUACUUUAUACCAGGAGGCUGGGCAGGAGAAAGCCUAAUUACACAGGGCUGGGCUGCUUCUGACACACACCUGCAGGCUCAGGUCUUGCAAUGCUGCUCCUACUCUUGCUAUGCCUCCUGCUCCUCGCUCUGGCCCUUCACAGCAAGGGAUCAAGGAACCCUCGGUGCCAGCUGCCCCCUGGCCCCACACCCCUACCAUUGCUUGGAAACCUACUACAGCUUGGUCCUUCGAGUUUGGACAAACGACUCAUGAAGCUGAGCAAGAGCUUUGGAUCCGUGUUCACAGUGUACUUGGGCCCACAGCCAGCCGUGGUGCUGAGUGGAGCCAGCACUCUCAGGGAAGCUCUGCUUCUGCAGGCAGACGCCUUUAGUGGGCGCGGUGGCAUGGCCUCUUUUGACCGCUGCACCCAAGGCAAAGGAAUUGUAUUCUCCAAUGGCCACCUUUGGCACACACUCCGAACCUUUACUGUGGGAUCACUGAAAAAGCUGGGGAUAGGGAGCCGGAGCAUUGCCGAACGGAUCCAAGAGGAGGCAGCUGCCCUCAUUCAGGAGCUCAGCCUCAUCCAAGGAGCCUCAUUUAACCCCCUCUACCACAUUCACAAUGCUGUAGCCAACGUCAUCUGCUCUGUAGUGUUCGGGCAGCGAUAUGCUUAUGAUGACCCAGAUUUCCGGAUUCUACUGAACUUGUUGAAUGAUAACUUCCAAAUCCUGAGUUCCCAAUGGGGCCAGAUGUACAACAUUUUCCCCUCCUUCCUGGACUGGAUUCCUGGCCCCCACCACCGCAUCUUCAGUAAUUUCAACAAGUUACAGGCUUUCAUUUCCAAGGAGAUCAAGAAACAUGAGGAGAACAGACAGCCUGAAGAGCCUCAAAACUUCAUUGAUUGCUUCCUGGACCAAAUGGACAAGGCAAAGCAGGAUCCCAGGAGUCAUUUCUACAUGGAGACACUGGUGAUGACAACACAUAACCUAUUCUUUGGUGGCACGGAGACCACAAGCACCACCAUCCAUUAUGGACUCCUGAUCUUACUCAAAUAUCCCAAUGUGACAGGACUGCUCCAGACUGGUGCCCUGUGGUGUGCAGUCUCUACCAGGCACACAGCUUUGCAUCAGCAUUCUCCCUCAACCAGGAAAGUCUCAUGCAAAAUACUCCAGGCUUGGCUAGAAACCCAGAUUACAUAAAUGUUCAUUCUGACCCCUUUCAUUGGACUGAUGGAGAAGUGGACCCACAAAGUGAAGUGAUUUGCCCUCAGUCACAGAGUUGGAAGAUGGCAGAUAAGACAGAGAGAAGCUUGAAGAAUCUGAGAAAGAAGAUGGGAAGGGAUUCCAAGGAAGGGGCAGAUAGGAGGUGUCACUGAUAGCUGCUUCCUGGUGUCCACAGGAAAGCGCAUCUGCCUCGGGGCAGACCUGGCUCACGUGGAGAUCUUCCUCUUCCUCACCACCAUUCUGCAGCGUUUCACCCUGUGUACUGUGAAG